Molecule: messenger RNA, 1038 nt
Organism: Chanos chanos (milkfish)
Lineage: Eukaryota; Metazoa; Chordata; Actinopteri; Gonorynchiformes; Chanidae
Gene: ccn4a
Product: cellular communication network factor 4a
Exons: 5
Coding region: 1-1038 (345 amino acids)
Biological process (GO): signal transduction; positive regulation of cell differentiation; cell adhesion
Cellular component (GO): extracellular matrix; extracellular region
Molecular function (GO): heparin binding; integrin binding
Source: RefSeq, a predicted model, not a curated record
AUGAGUUGGCUCCUCACGUGGGUUCUAUUUGCCGCCGGAAUUCAUCAGGCCCUUCCCCAGACGUCCUACACCCGCACCCAGUACUGCAGAUGGCCCUGCCAGUGCCCGCCGGUCCCUCCGACGUGCCCGCCGGGCGUUAGUCUGAUCAUGGACGGUUGCGACUGCUGCCGCGCCUGCGCAAAGCAGGUGGGCGAGGUCUGCAACGAAGCAGAAACCUGCGACUAUCACCGUGGCCUCUACUGCGACUACAGCGCAGACAACCCUAGGUACGAACAGGGCGUGUGUGCAUAUCUCCUCGGCACUGGCUGUCAAUACAACGGCGUUCUCUAUCGCAAUGGUGAGAGUUUUCAGCCCAACUGUAAAUACCAAUGCCUGUGUGUAAAUGGGGCAAUCGGUUGUGUGCCCCUGUGCACCGAGUCCAAACCUCCCAGGGUGUGGUGUCAGACCCCUCGGCGAGUGAAGAUCCCAGGCCGCUGCUGUGAGCAGUGGAUCUGCGAUGAGCCAAGGAGGGGCCGAAAGACAGCUCCCAGACACGCUGUGGCUGCACUCUCAAAUGGAAAAGACAACUGGCAUAAAAACUGUGUGACUCAGGUCACAUCCUGGAGCCCCUGCUCCAAGACCUGUGGCAAAGGCGUGUCCUUACGCAUCACCAAUGACAACGAGCGCUGUGAGAUGAUCAAAGAGGCCAGACUCUGUAACAUCCGCCCCUGUGAGGUCGAUAUCACCCAGCACAUUAAGCCUGGGAAGAAGUGCCUGAACAUCUACAGGGAGGAGCAUCCAUCCAACUUCACCAUUUCAGGCUGCACCAGUAAGAAGGCCUACCGACCAAAAUACUGCGGCGUCUGCACGGACGAACGCUGCUGCAUCCCGUACAAGUCCAAGACCGUUACGGUGGAGUUUGAGUGUCCCAGCGGUGAUGUGUUCUCCCGGCAGGUCAUGUGGAUCAACGCCUGCUUCUGCAACCUCAGCUGCAAAGACCCCAAUGACAUCUUCGCCGAGCUGGAGCAGUACUACGAGCACCGCGAAAUUAUGAACUGA